UUUUCGGCUCCGUUUCCUGUUUCAUCACUUCCACUGCCGUUGCUGCGACACGGGACGCCAACAGCAAUGGCGGACAAGGAGAAGCGCCGGUCCGGAGUGACUCCCGCGGGGAUGCCCGUGGGCAAAGCCACCAAAUCGGACAGCGACAGGGAGUUUCUGUCGCAGGCGGGCGUCGGAGAGCUGCUCCGCGGUGCCAUCCUGAAGAUGGUCGAAGCCAGAUCGGACGAUCCCAUCGGGUUCCUGGCCGACCACUUCUGCAACCUCGCCUCCGUGACGGACACCGGCACCGCUGGAUGCGGCGACGAGGAGCCGCUGAACUCCGGAUCUCUGAGCGGAGGAGCGCAGGAGCAGCAGCAGCAUCUGAACCGGGCGCUGUGGCACCUGCGGCUGGCGCAUCACUCCCAGAGAUCUGCCUUCAGCAACAACGUCUGUGUGGCCUACGACCUCCUGAACCUCACUGGGCCUCGAAGACCUGCUGGCGAAGCUCCUGAAGGCCCUGAAGGCGCCGACAGCCCCACCGGAGAAGGAGGAGGAUGCGGAGGAGGAGUGAGAGGAGGCCUGUACACUCAGACUCUGCAGUGUUUGUGCAGUGAAGGCGGAGUCCCUGCCUCCACCUCCGCCCCGCUCCUCCGUCGCCUCCACUGCCAGGACCACGAGGCCGUCCCGUACGAUGUUUUCCGUUACGGCGUGGUCACCUGUGCCGUUUUCUCAGACUACAUCCGGCAGGCUCAGAGGCUGUAUGCUGAGGUGUGCUGCCCAGACGAAGGGCCUGCCUCGCGGGCGCUGUGCCUGGCCGUGCUGGGGACCCUAAAGGAAGCCCUGGAGACUUCCCAGGGCCCUGAUGCAAACUGCUGUGUUAACGCCAAUGCUAAAGCUAGUUCCUGUUUGGAGAAUAAUGCGAAGGCGAUCCGCUACCUGGAGGCCAGUGCCAAGAUCUCCCCCUACAAGGUGGCUCAGGCCAUGGCUGGAGGACAGACACGAGGGCCUGGCGGCGACAUGGACGCAAAGGAGUUUGAAAACGCAGCCGCAGAGCUGUUCAUCACUCGAGUGAAAGUUGUGUCCUAGGUUUUGUUAUGAUUGACGAAUGUUUAGCAAUUCACAGUAAAAGAUGAAACUCUCUUCACCUUCUGUAACCUCUAACAUGCUGCUGCCCAAAUAGCAAAUUUAAAAUAGACAUGACUUCUUCUCAAGACUGUCACUAAACCCAAUAUUUCCUGUGUAAAAUAUGUUUGUUGACUGUUUGACUUUUUAAUAUGGCCCUAAUGAGAAAUCGUACUGAAUCGUCUGCUGUGACUAUAUGUGUGCUGUGUGAAAGAAAAGAAAAUCCUUUCUUUGACUACAUUCUGCCCUCAAAAUCCAUAUUUACCCUGAUAGUUUUCUUUUUGUUCAACCUGACAUGAAAUUCUUGGAUUAGAAAGCAACACUCUCUCCUCUAGAUCCCGUGAAGCCGUCAUUGCUGUAAUAAACGCACUUUUUUUAAAAAAAA
Molecule: messenger RNA, 1486 nt
Organism: Amphiprion ocellaris (clown anemonefish)
Lineage: Eukaryota; Metazoa; Chordata; Actinopteri; Pomacentridae
Gene: tpgs1
Product: tubulin polyglutamylase complex subunit 1
Exons: 2
Coding region: 67-1065 (332 amino acids)
Biological process (GO): protein polyglutamylation
Molecular function (GO): microtubule binding
Source: RefSeq, a predicted model, not a curated record